Messenger RNA from Labrus mixtus (cuckoo wrasse), 4125 nucleotides. Its product is annotated as short transient receptor potential channel 2-like. Gene Ontology annotation, molecular function: inositol 1,4,5 trisphosphate binding; store-operated calcium channel activity. Gene Ontology annotation, biological process: calcium ion transmembrane transport; manganese ion transport; regulation of cytosolic calcium ion concentration. Lineage: Eukaryota; Metazoa; Chordata; Actinopteri; Labriformes; Labridae. The record is from RefSeq and is a predicted model, not a curated record. The coding region runs from base 63 to 3149 and encodes 1028 amino acids. The transcript has 13 exons. Gene Ontology annotation, cellular component: membrane; cation channel complex.
AAAACAUAUUUCAUGCUUCUCUCUAGGACCACUGUUCACAACUGCGCUGUGAUUUAUCAGGGAUGGAGAACCUCACGCCAGAACAAUGGCGCGAGAUUAUGAACAGAAAGAUGCGGUUCCCUCCGGAGCUCAUCAGUGCCAUUCAGGAUGGGAAAAUUAAGCUGCUGUGCGGACUGUUGAAGACCGGUGAUGGCAUUAUCCGCCAGUUGGAUGAGUCUGAGGAUCGCCAGUGGAGAGAAGCUCUCAACCUUUCCAUCCGCCUGGGCAAUGAGGAUGCAAUGGAUGCUCUCCUUCAGGGGGUUAAGUUUGACUUCCGGCAGAUUCAUGAGGCCCUGCUAGUUGCUGUAGACACCAACCAGCCCAAAGUGGUCAAGCGUCUGCUGGACCGUCUGGACCAGGAGAAAGGCAACAAAAUGGAUGUGCGAUCCUUCUCUCAGGCCAUCUUUGACCACUCUAUUGACAACUCCCAGUUUGCCCCUGGUGUGACGCCUCUGACUUUAGCCUGCCAGAAAGACUUGUAUGAUAUAGUCACAAUGCUAACCCAAAAAGGCCAUGUCAUCCCAUGGCCUCAUAAGAUUUCCUGUGCCUGUCUGGAGUGUCGUAACGGCCGACAGUACGACCUACUCAAAUUCUCUUUAUCUCGUAUCAACACAUACCGUGGCAUUGCUAGUCGGGCCUACCUCUCAAUCACCUCUGAUGACUCCAUGCUCAGUGCUUUUAGUCUCAGCAGAGAGCUGCGUAAGCUCUCACAAAAAGAACCAGAGUUCAAGCCUCAAUACCUGGCUCUGGAGGAGCUUUGUCAGGAGUUUGCUGUUGAGUUGCUGGGCAUGUGUCGCAACCAGAGCGAGGUAACCACAAUCCUGAACAGCUGUGGAGACCAAAGCCACAAUUCCAUGGAUGAGCAGGCCUUUGAGAAAGGAAUUCCUAACCUGUCUCGUUUCCGGCUUGCUGUGAACUACAACCAGAAGCAGUUUGUGGCACACCCAAUCUGCCAGCAGGUGCUGUCAUCUAUUUGGUGUGGGAACCUGGCAGGAUGGAGAGGUAGUAGGACAGCCUGGAAGCUUCUAGUCUCUGUGGGGAUCUUCCUCACCAUGCCCUUUCUCUGCCUUGUCUACUGGGUUGCACCCAAAUCUAAGAUGGGAAAGAUACUGAAGAUUCCUGUUAUCAAGUUUCUUCUUCACUCAGCCUCUUAUCUAUGGUUCCUCAUCACCUUACUUGGAGAAUCAAUAAUAAUGGAGAUGUAUCGGGACAAAUUUGCUUCCCGCCAACAGAACAUCCUGCAUAGCUCCUUCCACAUGGUGUGGGUGGUUGGAUUCUUUUGGUACGAGUGUAAAGAAGUGUGGAUUGAGGGGCUUCGGAGUUACUUUCUGGACUGGUGGAACUGCCUGGACGUGAUGGUGCUCAGCAUGUACCUAGCAUCGUUUGCAUUACGUGUGCUCAUCAUGCUUAAAGGACACUUUCUCUGCAAUGACCAAAGUGGCGGGGAGGAUUGUAUCUACUUCACUCAAACAGUGCGUGACAACUGGCGUCAGGAGGAUCCCCAGCUGAUUGCGGAGCUGCUGUUUGCAGUGACCAGCAUGUUGAGUUUCACACGGCUUGCAUACAUCCUGCCAGCCCAUGAAUCUCUGGGAACUCUGCAGAUCUCCAUUGGGAAGAUGAUUGAUGAUAUGAUGAGAUUCAUGUUUAUAUUGAUGAUCAUUGGAACAGCCUUCCUCUGUGGGAUCAACAACAUCUAUGUCCCUUAUGUUGUCUCUCCACAUCUUGGCAGGUUUAACGAGACGUUCCACUUCUUAUUCUGGACCAUGUUUGGGGUAGCCAACCAGGACUACGUGGACAUGCCACAGUUUGUGUUGGCGGAGUUUGUUGGGAGGAUUCUGUAUGGCAUCUUCACACUCGUCAUCGUCAUCGUCCUGCUCAACAUGCUGAUUGCUAUGAUCACCAACUCCUUUCAGAAAAUUGAGGAUGAUGCCGAUGUUGAGUGGAAAUUUGCCAGAUCAAAGUUAUACCUCAGUUACUUUAGAGAAGGUCUCACUAUGCCUGUGCCUUUCAACAUCAUACCCUCACCCAAAGCUGUCUUUUAUAUUUUAAGGGGUAUCUUUAGACGAAUCUGCUGCUGCUGCACUUGUAACUCUGAAGAGAAGUAUCCCCCAUUGGCCUCUAUGACCAAUAAUAAGGGAUCUGAGCAACAGGUGAUUGAAGCUUUAGUUCAACGCUACAUUGAGUCAGCUCGCAAGGAGUUCGAGGAGACCAAGAGGAAAGAUAUCGGUAAUCGGAUCACUGAGCUGAGCAAAGCAGUCUCCAGGAUGCACAUUGAUAUGAAAGUGAUCCAGCAGCUUCUGGUAGAUGAUGGACACACUGCAAGUGAUGCCCUGAUCAAGGAGGGCUCCUCCGUACUGGGAAAAUACAUCAUUGGUGCCAAGAACAAUUUUGUAGGUUUUAACAGCAAACAGGAUGAGAAAAAUGCAUCACUUAAAGUGACUGUGCACCAUGGAGAGGAGGAGGUGGGUAAAGAAAAGGUUGACUCGGAUAGAAAACAGGAGUCUGAUGCUCAACAGAAUCAGUUGAAUGAAUGUGUAGCAGAGGGGUCAAAGCCAGUAACAGACUGUGAUGUGGUGAAAAUGGAAGAAGGAAGAGCAGAAGCAGAGAAAGGAGACAAGGAUGAAAGUGAGGAAAAAGAGCAGGUAGAAGCAGACAAAAAUGAAAAAGGUGACAAUGUAAAAGUGGAGGUGGUGGUGAGGACAAGUUUAAAUAAUGUAGAGGAUAAAGUGAAUGAGGCUAAGCAGGGUGAGGUAGAAAAAACAAUGGAAGAAGAAAUUCUGACAGGGACAAAGGCAGGACAAAAACAUACAGAAAUGACCCCUGAAGGACCUAAAAGCAGAAAAGUGAACUUUGAAAACCCAGACACACAGAGAGUAAUGAACAAGUUUAAAGACUUAGAGCUGCAAGAAAAAAAAGUGGAGGCAAAAAGGAUAAUUGGUAGAAAGUUUGAGUAUAAUGCACCUGAGAUGUCUGGUGCCACGGAGGGCAAAGAAAAAGCUGGAACAAAGAAAACAAUCCCUUCACCUACAGGCAGCAGUAGCUCACAGGACACGGGUUUCGGUUCCCAGGAAGGUGAGGAAUCAAUUGAUGGGAUACUAGUGAGACCGUGACAGUGUCAAUGUCCCUAAUAAAGACAUCCAAUAUGUUUGGUUAAAAUGUUUUCUUGAAAGGUUUCAGCUUUAUAAUUUUGGCUAUGUUAACAACAAGGCUUAGUGGUAGGGAUGUUCUCAGUGUGUCCACUCAGAACUAUAGUCCAAAGCAACAAAUUGUAAGCAAAGGUCAGAUUGCUUCAAAAUAUCUGAUCGAUUUGAAGUAAAUUAUUCUGUGUGAUUUUCACUACCAUUUGGACCUCAUGAGCAGGGUCUAAGAAAAUAAGUACCAGCAAAUAUAAUGUAAGAAUACUUGCAGGAUAUUUUUUGUAAUUAAAUUGGCUGAGCACACAUCUUUAUUGUCAGGUUACUGUUGUGCUAGAACCAUUUGUAGAUUUUUUUUUACAGAUUUAAAAAAAUCUUGAAGCAAAAUUUCCUGAAUUUAAGGAAUGUAGCCCUUUACAUUCCCGUCCAUAAAACAGCAAAUAGUUCAUUUAUUAUUUUUCUACCAUUAAAAAAAGCAUUUCUUGUAAAUAAUAGAACUUUAGGUGAAUUGCUGUUAGCCUAAAAGCGAGGCUAGCUUUUUUCUUUGUUUACCGUUGGGCUAGCAUAAGCUAACCUGCAGCCAGCUUUAGCUUCAUAAUAACUGUACAGACUUGGGGGGUAACUAUCUUCUCAUUCAUCUAUCACCAGAAUGCAAAUCAUGAGAUACUUCGUUUAUAACUUUUAAUUGAAUCCAUGCUAAUUGUCAAAGAUUGUAGCAUGAAGCUUUCCAGCUAAUUCUACUCACAUCAUGGGUGAAUAAUAUAAUGACUCACUUAAGCCAAACGUAUAAGACCACAAAAAAGUUAUAUGGUGGAGGUUCAUGUCAAUUAAGGCUGAAUAUAUUGUUGUUUUGCUGUCCCUUUACUUACUCUUCAACUUGUCAGUAGCAAAGAGCCUAAGUCAUUCUAACUUAUACAUAAAAAUGCGCUUUGGUCUCACAAACAAGUUUCAA